AUGCGGUGUUUGUCUUAUGUGGAGUUAUUCGUAUGGCGUGAAUUUUGGGGGAUUUGUUAGGUGGUGUGUUGAUGUUGAUUAUUUUCUACAAAACCAUGUUUUGAAUAAACAUCAGAAGAAUUGGUUGGGAUAGGAAGUAAAUUGAAAGCCAAGACUGAGGAAAUGGAAAUGGGUUAAGUUUAACUUUGAUGAAUGCUCUCUCUCAGUGUCACCGUGAAAUUUUGACUAGAUGGACCGCCGUAGUUGGCUUUGGCGACGAAAGUCUUCGGAGAAAAGUCCCGGUGAAACAGAGAGUUCUGGCUCCAUUUCGUCCCUUUCUGAAAGAUUCUCUGAUGAUCAGGCUUUUCCAACUCAUAUUUCUCACUCUCCAGAAGUCACAUCGAAAGGUUUGCCUGCGGAUGAAGAAGUGACUGAUAAUGUGAGGAGUCUGACUGACAAACUCUCUGCUGCUCUUCUGAACAUUAGUGCCAAGGAAGACUUGGUAAACCAACAUGCCAAAGUUGCAGAAGAAGCUGUUUCAGGGUGGGAGAAGGCUCAAAGGGAAGUGUCGAGUUUAAAGCAACAACUUGAGGCUGCUGCUCAGAAGAAUUCAGCACUUGAAGAUCGAGCUGCUCAUCUUGAUGGAGCACUCAAGGAAUGUGUUAGACAGCUCAGGCAAGCAAGAGAUGAACAACAGCAGAGGAUCCAAGAAGCUGUUGCCGAGAAAACUCGCAAGUGGGAAUCAGAAAAGUCUGAUCUUCAGAAACAGCUCUUUGAUCUACAGAAACAACUUGAAAAUGCCAAAGGUGAGGCUGUCGUCUCAGUUGAUAUUGAUCUUUUCUCGAAGCUUGAGGCUAUAGAGAAAGAGAAUUCAUCUCUUAAACUUGAGCUCCUUUCUCGUGUUGAAGAGCUAGAACUUAGGAUUAUUGAGAGAGAUCUAAGCACCAAAGCAGCUGAAACAGCCAGCAAGCAACAUUUGGAGAGCAUUAAGAAGUUAGCUAAGGUUGAAGCUGAAUGCCGAAGGUUAAAAGCUGUGGCUCAUAAAGCAAUCACUAUGAGUGAUCAAAAGUCUUUCACUGCCUCCUCAGUUGGUGUUGAAUCUAUCAUAGAUAGUCAGUCAGACAGUGGGGACAGGCUACUAGCAGUUGAAACCGAUACACAUAAGAUGAGUGGCUUGGAGACAAAUGAAUGUGGGACAAGCCAUACUGACUCAUGGGCAUCUGCUUUAAUCCCAGCAAUUGAUAAAUUUAAGAAUGAGAAGGCGCUGAGCAGAAAAUUCAUGGUCCCGUCUAUGCAAAUUAAUCUCAUGGAUGAUUUUCUGGAAAUGGAAAGGCUAGCAGCUUUGCCUGAUACUGAAAGUAGAAAUAUUUGCCUGGAUGCCGAACCAGUAUCAAAACAACUCAGUGCUGGUGAGAGCUCACUAAAAGCUGAACUUGAAGCCAUGAUUCACCAGACUGCUGAGCUUGAAGAAAAGUUGGAAAAGAUGGAAGCAGAAAAAAUGGAAUUAGAGAUGGCUUUGACUGAAUCCGAGAAGCAGUUUGAGAGAAAUAAAAAUCAACUGAGGGAGGGUGAGGUAAGGCUGGUGGAGCUGCAAACUCAAUUAGCUCUUGCAAACAAAUCAAAGCAAGCCAUGGAAGUAGAAAUAAUGGCUGCAAAUGCAGCAAAAGAAAUGUCAGAGUCUCAACUCAGAGUUGUUGAAGCAGAGAUGAAAACUCAUUUAGCUCUUGCAAACAAAUCAAAGCAAGCUUUGGAGGAAGAAAUGAAAGCUGCAAAAGCAAGAAAAGAAGUGGCAGAGUCACGACUUAGAGAUGUUGAAGCAGAGAUGAAAACUUUGCAUUCAAGAGUUGCUUCCUUAGAAGAAGAAGUUGAAAAGGAGCGUACCCUGUCAGAUGAAAAAUUAUCCAAUUUUCAGAAAACCCAGGAUGAGCUAAUAAAAAUGAAAAAUGAAGCCAAGCUCCAGCAUUCUGCUAGCUCUAAAAUAGAUUUGAAGAUCUUACAGGAGAAAGAGCUAGGAGUGGCUGCCAAUAAAUUUGCGGAGUGCCAGAAAACAAUUGCUUCUCUUAGCCGGCAGUUGAGAUCUCUUGCUACACUGGAAGAUUUCCUUGACUCAGAUACGUCAUUGGAGUUUACAGGUGAAGUUGAAAAUGGAGGGAAGUCAUGGAGUUCGCAUUUGUCAAAUAGAGCUGACCUUCCAAUCUCUUUCAAAGGUCAAUGACAUGGAAUCAACAAUAGAUCUAAACCCAGUUUUGAGAAUGUGAGGUGCUGUUGGAUUAAGAAUGGGAAAUGGAAUGAGUCCUUAUGAGGA
Pistacia vera is the source of this 2284-nucleotide messenger RNA. Its product is annotated as filament-like plant protein 3. Lineage: Eukaryota; Viridiplantae; Streptophyta; Magnoliopsida; Sapindales; Anacardiaceae. The transcript has 4 exons. The record is from RefSeq and is a predicted model, not a curated record. The coding region runs from base 230 to 2194 and encodes 654 amino acids.